Messenger RNA from Chionomys nivalis (European snow vole), 626 nucleotides. RefSeq names its product neutrophil immunoglobulin-like receptor 1. Lineage: Eukaryota; Metazoa; Chordata; Mammalia; Rodentia; Cricetidae. The transcript is spliced from 4 exons. The coding region runs from base 70 to 354 and encodes 94 amino acids. The record is from RefSeq and is a predicted model, not a curated record.
AAGCUAGCUCCUGCCAUCCAGGAAGAAGUCUUGUAUGCUACUGUGAAGGUCACACAGCAUGCAGACAGCAUGGAGCUGGAUGUUCUGAGAAAACAUGAAAAAGACUCCUCCAAAGACUUGUAUGCCCAUGUGAAACCAUGCAGACUCAGAAGGGCAGAGACCACUUCUUCUUCCCUCAUGCCAAAGGAAUUACUGGACUCAAAUGGCACACAGGGAAAAGGAGGCCAAGUGCAGGUUGAGCAGGCUGAUACAACAGAUGAGUCAAAUGAUGUGACCUAUGCCCAGCUGUGCAUCCUGACACCAAGACAGGGGCAGGUGAACCUUUCGGCUUCCAGGCAGAAAAGUCCCUCUUGAGAACCUACCCUGGUGUCUAUCAGCCUGGGAAGAUCCAGACUCUGAAUUCCGUGGAAGAAGGGUGGAUUCAGAAAUUUCAUAUAACAAAAUCUGUCUCAAGUGCACAACCAUUGUGCAGACAUAAUCAGUAUCUAGGAAAUUCUGAGAACUUUGGGGACUCUGAUUCUGUUGUCCCUGCAUUUUAUAAAUAAGGGAAGUGCUUUGUCAGUGACCAACAGAUAAAGUGAGAAAAGAGAAGAGGAAUAAAGAAAGUUUUGGGUUUUGUGUUUUUC